Messenger RNA from Syzygium oleosum, 2075 nucleotides. Its product is annotated as L-ascorbate oxidase homolog. The transcript is spliced from 8 exons. NCBI's taxonomy places the organism in Eukaryota, Viridiplantae, Streptophyta, Magnoliopsida, Myrtales, Myrtaceae. Gene Ontology annotation, molecular function: oxidoreductase activity; copper ion binding. Bases 228 to 1862 code for a protein of 544 amino acids. The record is from RefSeq and is a predicted model, not a curated record.
GGAGGGCAAAAUGGAGGGAGAGAGGUAGAGAGAGAGAGAGAGAGAGAGAGAAGCACAGCUAAUUUUCUUCCCCUGGUUCACUCGACUCAAGCAAUGUCAUAGCUAUAGACACUUGACCUCAAGAAACUUGCAGACAUUGUUCGAGAAGUGACCCACAGAGUCUCAUCUUUUGAAGUCCAAGAGCAUUCACUCGGAGCCAAAGAAUAGGGAAACAGGAACGAGAGAGGAUGAGAGGUUGCAGUUGCAGGGUCCUUAGAUCUCUCAUCAUCUGUGUACUGUUUCUCCUUCAAGGAACGAAUGGUGACAACCCAUAUAGGUUCUUGACGUGGACGGUCACUUAUGGUGACAUUUACCCUCUGGGUGUUAAGCAACAGGGGAUUUUGAUCAAUGGGCAGUUUCCAGGGCCUCAAAUUGAUGCGGUCACUAAUGACAACCUGAUCAUUAGUGUCUACAACUACUUGAAGGAGCCAUUCCUGAUAUCAUGGAAUGGUAUACAACAGAGGAGGAAUUCGUGGCAGGACGGAGUCUAUGGCACGAAUUGUCCCAUCCUACCCAGAAGGAACUUCACUUACGUUCUGCAAGUGAAGGAUCAGAUUGGCAGUUACUUUUACUUCCCGUCUGUUGGGCUUCAGAAGGCCGCCGGAGGCUUUGGUGGCAUCAGAAUUUGGAGCCGGCCCUUAAUCCCCCUCCCUUUCCCUUCUCCUGCCGGCGAUUUCACUGUCCUCGCUGGUGACUGGUUCAAAACAGAUCACAAUCGACUGAGACUCAUUCUGGAUGUCGGUCACAAUCUUCCAUUUCCUGAUGGGCUUCUCAUCAAUGGCCGUGGUUGGAACGGAUACACAUUCACAGUCGAUCCAGGCAAGACAUACAGGUUUAGAAUAUCGAAUGUCGGCCUUACGACAUCCAUUAACUUCAGAAUUCAAGGGCAUAAGAUGAAGUUGGUUGAGGUCGAAGGCUCUCACACUCUUCAGACCACUUACGACUCCCUCGACAUCCACCUCGGUCAAUCCUACUCGGUCUUGGUCAUGGCCGACCAGCAACCGCAAGAUUACUAUGUAGUUGUCUCUUCCCGUUUCACCGCCCGGGUUCUCACAACAACCGCUGUUCUUCACUACAGCAACUCCCGCAUGGGAGUCUCCGGUCCUGUUCCUGGUGGUCCUACGACUGAAGUUGCUUGGUCAUUGAACCAAGCCAGAUCUAUACGUUGGAAUCUUACGGCAAGCGGGCCUCGACCAAACCCUCAAGGUUCAUAUCACUACGGGAUGAUCAAGACCAGCCGCACCAUCAUGUUGGCGAACUCGGCCCCGAUAAUCAAUGGCAAGCAGAGGUAUGCCGUCAACGGGGCCUCGUUUGUUCCAGCGGACACUCCAAUAAAGCUCGCGGAUCACUUCAAGAUUCCUGGGGUCUUCAAUCUGGGAAGCAUGCCCACAAGCCCCAACUGGGGGAGCGGCUACCUCCAGACCUCCGUCAUGUCCACGAACUUCCGAGAGUACAUUGAGAUCGUUUUCCAGAAUUGGGAGAACACCGUCCAGUCUUGGCACAUUGAUGGAUAUUCGUUCUUCAUCAUGGGAAUGGACGGAGGGCAAUGGACGCCUGCGAGUAGAUCGCUCUACAAUUUGCAAGAUACAGUAGCUCGUUGCACGACUCAGGUAUAUCCGAAAUCGUGGACCGCAAUCUACAUGGCUCUAGACAAUGUGGGGAUGUGGAACAUCCGAUCCGAGGACUGGGCGCGGCAAUACUUAGGACAGCAAUUCUACAUGAGGGUCUAUACCAGUUCGAAUUCGUACAGGGACGAGCUUCCGAUCCCUAAGAAUGCCCUGCUCUGCGGCCGCGUGAGGGGUCAUCGCACGAGACCGCUUUGAGCUUACUGUUGACGCAGACAGUCACGAGGGGGUGACGGAACUAAUUCUUUUCGAGCGAGCGGAAAUUCGUUUCAUGAGAGCUCUACUCGAGCUCUGAGGUUUACCUUUCAUGUCCAUGCUCUUUGAUAAUCUAGCUACCUAGGUGCAUUGCAUUUGCGAUGCAUUCUCAAGUGUAUUGAUACUUGAUUUCUGAAGGCAUCCUUGGUUUGUCAA